Messenger RNA from Vanessa atalanta (red admiral), 1186 nucleotides. It is a transcript of the gene GSTo2, whose product is annotated as pyrimidodiazepine synthase-like. The record is from RefSeq and is a predicted model, not a curated record. Lineage: Eukaryota; Metazoa; Arthropoda; Insecta; Lepidoptera; Nymphalidae. The transcript is spliced from 5 exons. Bases 234 to 1097 code for a protein of 287 amino acids. Gene Ontology annotation, biological process: glutathione metabolic process. Gene Ontology annotation, molecular function: glutathione dehydrogenase (ascorbate) activity; glutathione transferase activity. Gene Ontology annotation, cellular component: cytoplasm.
UUAGUCAUAGUGUAUCUAGUAUAAAAAUGUCAGUCAUGACUACAUGAGUAAGUGAGUUAUGUCAGUCACUAUAAAAAUAAACAAUAAUAAAUAAUUACAACAUACGAAAACGGAUAUAACAUAACAUUUAAGAUUAAAUAAUACGUAUUUAGAUGAUUAAGUUCAAUGACGGUCUAAAACAGUAGAUAGUAAGUGUUUUCGUCUGAUAAAAUAAUUGUAAGAUAAUAGUCAUCAUGAUACUGUCCACAUUAAGUUUUGCCAUGCACAUACUCGUGUCAUCGUAUAAAGUGUUGGCCCCAGUUGGUCAGAUAUUAGAAUACGUCUUGCCGUAUCGCAACAUGGCUGCAAAAGCAAUAUCUGGAAGUAUCAAUUUCAACACAAAACACUUAAAAAAAGGUGACCCUCUUCCGCCUUACAAUGGGAAAUUAAGGAUAUACAACAUGCGUUAUUGUCCGUUCGCUCAGCGAACAAUUUUGGCGCUGAACGCGAAACAAAUUGACUAUGAAGUGGUGAAUAUUAAUCUUGUUGAAAAACCGGAAUGGUUGCCAAGGAAGAGUGCUUUUGGUAAGGUUCCAUCUAUAGAAAUAAAGGAAGAUGUGUGCAUCUACGAAAGUUUAAUAACAGUAGAAUACUUAGAUGAUGUGUAUCCUCAGCGACCAUUAUUGCCUAAGGAUCCAGUCAAGAAAGCCUUUGACAAAAUAAUUGUAGAAACCACAGGACCUAUUCAUGCUAUGUUCUUCAAAUCAAUGACUGCACCAGAUACCAUCACCGAAGCGACAAUAAAUGCUUAUCACGGAGCCUUAAAGUUUAUUGAAGAUCAAUUAAAAAGUCGUGGUACCACAUUUUUGGGGGGAAAUGAGCCAGGUUAUGCUGAUUAUAUGAUUUGGCCGUGGUUUGAAAGAGUGCAGGGCUAUAAAAAGACUGAUCAUCAAAUAAAAAUAGAUCCAAUCAAGUAUCCAAUAUUGGUGCAGUACAUAGAUAAGAUGUUUAAAGAUCCAGCAGUGAGUCAGUACUUAAUACCUAAUGACAUUAUGGAGAAAUUUGUUAAUGGCUACAAACUUGGAAAUCCUAAUUAUGAGUUACUUAAUGAGAAUUAAUUUUUUUAAACUGAAAAGAAGUCACAGUCACACUAUAAUAUAUUCUCAAAGUGUAUUAAUAUAUUUCAAUAAACCCUAAUGAGUAACAA